UAUUGCUUUCGUAAAAAUUCCAGCAAAAAAAUGAAAUUCCUCACCAUAUUCGCGGCUAUUCUGUCGGUGGCUUUGGGCUACCAGGCCAGCUGGACCCUACAGCAGUUGGACGAGGCCAUCAGCAACCCAGCCACUGACCCUUCGCUCGUACCUUACCUCGAGCAGGCUCUUAACGAGAUGAUGACCGAGAUCUUCGCUGGACAGCAAAUCUCGGCCGUGAGCGUCUCUAUUCCCGCGGUGGACCUCUCCACCUGGUCUUUACCGCAGUUGUCUGCUGCCAUCCAGAACCCCACCACCGACCCCGCUCUCCUGCCGUACCUCGAACAGGCCCUCAACCAGAUGAUGGAGGCUAUGGUUUCCGGAGUUCCCGUGGUUGCCCCUGUGGUGGUUCCCGCCAUGGACAUCUCAUCCUGGACUCUUUACGAGUUGAAUGCUGCUAUGUCCGAUCCCAACACCAACCCUGAGCUCAUGCCGUACUUGGAGCACGCACUUAACGAGAUCAUGGAGGCCCUGUUCUCUGGACAUCACGUUGAAUCCGUUGUCGUCGCUAUUCCCGCCGGUCUUCUCCCCGUUGAGACCCCAGUACCCAUUCCUGUGACCCCCAUCCAGCCCAUUGAGGUCCCAGUGGCUCCCAUCCAACCCAUUGAGAUCCCAGUGGCUCCCUUACCUCCCGUCGUUAAGCCUCCGACUCCUGCCAGCCCCCUGGUCCAGAUCGUCGUCAACGUCAAUCAGCAGGCCGGUCCUAUCGCCCCCAUUGCGCCUUCUCCUAUCGUCGCUCCCGAAGAGCCCAAACCCCACCCCGUGAUCGUCGUGGAGGAAGCCGAGAACCAGAUGCCUGAGAUCGUACCAGUUCCCGUUAGCCCAGUUGAAGUUGUUGACGUUAACCCUAUUGACAUUCUGCACCCAGUUCCCGCGGUCUUGCCGGUCUUGGUCGGUGCCCCAGUCAUCGGACCCGUUGUUUAGAUCCGAAUGCGGAACCGCAAUUGUAAAUAAUGCGUUGAAUAAAUAAUGUGAUGUUA
Messenger RNA from Manduca sexta (tobacco hornworm), 1019 nucleotides. Its product is annotated as calphotin. NCBI's taxonomy places the organism in Eukaryota, Metazoa, Arthropoda, Insecta, Lepidoptera, Sphingidae. The coding region runs from base 31 to 963 and encodes 310 amino acids. The record is from RefSeq and is a predicted model, not a curated record. The transcript is spliced from 5 exons.